Molecule: messenger RNA, 585 nt
Organism: Pterocles gutturalis (yellow-throated sandgrouse)
Lineage: Eukaryota; Metazoa; Chordata; Aves; Pterocliformes; Pteroclidae
Product: tropomyosin alpha-3 chain-like
Exons: 6
Biological process (GO): muscle contraction; actin filament organization
Cellular component (GO): actin filament
Molecular function (GO): actin filament binding
Source: RefSeq, a predicted model, not a curated record
GCUGAGGCUGAAGUGGCUUUUCUAAAGCUGGUGGAGGAGGAGCUGGACCGAGCCCAGGAGCGCCUGGCCACUGCCCUGCAGAAGCUGGAGGAGGCUGAGAAGGCAGCUGAUGAGAGCGAGAGAGGCAUGAAGGUCAUUGAGAACAGGGCCAUGAAGGAUGAGGAGAAGAUGGAGCUCCAGGAAAUGCAGCUGAAGGAGGCGAAGCACAUAGCGGAGGAGGCUGACCGCAAAUACGAGGAGGUUGCCCGUAAGCUGGUCGUCCUUGAGGGAGAGCUGGAACGCUCGGAGGAGAGGGCAGAAGUGGCAGAGAGCCGAGUGAGACAGUUGGAAGAAGAGCUGCGGACCAUGGACCAGACUCUCAAAUCCCUCAUUGCCUCAGAGGAAGAGUAUUCCACCAAAGAGGACAAGUACGAGGAGGAAAUCAAGCUUCUAGGGGAGAAACUGAAGGAGGCUGAGACCCGAGCGGAGUUUGCAGAGAGGUCUGUGGCGAAGCUGGAGAAAACCAUUGAUGAUCUAGAAGGUAAAAUGUCCCUGCUGGCCCCAUGUCCCUCUUUCCUGGGGAGCACUUGCCAAGACGUACUCCCG